CCCCCGCCUGUCCAGGGGCGGCACUGCGGGCUGGGAAGCCGGGACCAGAGGAGGGAAGGAAGGGAGGAAGGAAGGGAAGAAGGAAGGAAGGAAGGAAGGACGGAAGGAAGAGGAGCGAAGAGAGAAGAGGGAGGGAAGGAAGCCGAAGAGGAUCCGGAGGAGCCGAGGAGGAAGCGCCGGAGGCAGGAGGCCAGAGGACGGCGCUCGCUCGGGCGGCAGCUCCCGAGGCCAGCGUGGGGAUCCGGCCGCCUGCAGCGCUGCUGGAUGGUGACGGGGCCUCGCCGCGGCCGCAGCCCCCCCACGCCCCGGCUCCGCAGGCCCGCAGCGCCGGAGUCCCGCAGAAACCAUGCCCAGGUCCUUCCUGGUCAAGAAGGUCAAACUUGACACGUUCUCCUCGGCGGACCUCGAGAGCUCCUACGGGCGCGCCCGCGGCGACCUCGGCGCACGGCUGCAGGAGAAAGGAUACCUCAGCGACUACGCGGGGCCCACCUCCGUCUACGAUGGCGAUGCCGAGGCGGCCUUGCUCAAAGGGCCAUCCCCGGAACCCAUGUACGCGGCGGCCGUGCGGGGAGAGCUGGGCCCGGCGGCCGCGGGCUCGGCGCCCCCGCCCACACCGCGCCCGGAGCUGGCCACGGCCGCGGGCGGCUACAUCAACGGCGACGCGGCGGUCAGCGAGGGCUAUGCGGCCGACACCUUCUUCAUCACCGACGGGCGUUCGCGCCGCAAGGCCGCCCACGCCAGCGCCGCCGCCCCCUCCACGGCCUCGGCUCUGGCCUCCGACGGCGACGGAGGAGGCGGGGCCGCGGCUGGGUCCCGCGCGACGGGGUCCGGGUCGGGGGCCCGGGGAGGCAGCGCGCGUGCGGGGGCUGGCCCCGAGGCGCGCGCAGGGCCGGGGGCCGGCGCCGGCAGCUCAGGGGGCCGGCACGCCUGCGGCGAGUGCGGCAAAACGUACGCCACGUCCUCGAACCUGAGUCGCCACAAGCAGACGCACCGCAGCCUGGACAGCCAGCUGGCGCGGCGCUGCCCGACGUGCGGCAAGGUGUACGUGUCCAUGCCGGCCAUGGCCAUGCACCUGCUCACGCACGACCUGCGCCACAAGUGCGGCGUGUGCGGCAAGGCCUUCUCGCGGCCCUGGCUGCUGCAGGGCCACAUGCGCUCGCACACCGGCGAGAAGCCCUUCGGCUGCGCGCACUGCGGCAAGGCCUUCGCCGACCGCUCCAACCUGCGCGCGCACAUGCAGACGCACUCGGCCUUCAAGCACUUCCAGUGUAAGCGCUGCAAGAAGAGCUUCGCGCUCAAGUCCUAUCUCAACAAGCACUACGAGUCGGCCUGCUUCAAGGGCGGCCCCGGCGGCGGCGGCCCCGCGGCCCCGGCGCCGGCCGCGCCGCCGCAGCUCAGCCCCGUGCAGGCUUAGGGCGGCGGCGCCCCCGUCGGCCGGGGUGGCUCUCAGCAAUACGAGCCCCAGAGAAGUCUCCGCCGGCGCUCGGGGGGCGGGGCCGGAGGGCGGGCCCCUCCCACAGCAAUAGGGGGAGGGGGCCCCACCCCGCUCGCCAGGGGCCUGGCCGGCCCCUUCAAGCAAUAGGGUCCCCAGGGGAGACCCACCCCGAGCUCCCUCCCUUCCCCUCCAGGGUGCCCCAGGCUUUUCCCCAGCAAUAGGGUCGAGGAGACCCAGAACCGAACCUCAUCUUAGGUUUCUGAAGACGGGGGCGGGGUGAGGUCGGGAGCGCCCCUCCUCCCUCCUCGGCACCCCGGAUCGCGUCGCAGAGACUCAGGUCUUCCCCACCCCUUCCCGAGCCGUCCGGGGCCAGGCCCGCGGCCUAGACGCCCAGGGAGCCGGUCCCUCCCCAGCAGCAGGCCCAGCAGGAGCAGGAGCUCGGCCCGCGGAAGCUCCCUGCUCCCCAGUCUUCGCUGACCCCCGGGAGUGUUAGGCGCGUGGGGGGCCGGGGAGGGAGGCGGACAGCGGCACCCUUCCCCCUCGGGUUCCUUCUGGGGCCUCAAUCCGAGCCGCUCUCUCACCCUCGCCUCGCAUUCUCUGCCAAAUCAAAUUCUUCCAGCCCAGCUUCCCGGGCUCUGUCCUCCAUAUCGAAUAUAAUGACGCAUAUCGAAUCGCAUGGACUUCUCCGACCUCUCAGCCCCGCCCCCGUCCUGCCCCGGGGUCCCCUCCCUCGCCCCCGGGGUGUCCGCACUGGAGGACGGACUCCCGGGGCCCAGCAGGCAGGCCUGGGCGGCCCCCACACACCUCUCUGUAUUCGCUUUGCGGGUAAAGCCCCCGGGGUGCAGAUGCGUCGGGUUUUCCUUUCUGUAUUUUACGUUUUAUUUAUGAACGGAUUGCACUCGGGUCAGGGAAGGGGCGCUGAGGCGCAUCCUUCCCGCCGACGCCCGGGGCUUGGGGUGUCCAGGGCCACGUUCCCCGGCCACGGGCCCCGCCUCCUGGGAGCCUCAGGCCCCGCCUCUCGGAGGCCGGUCCCGCCCCCGAGCCCCAGACCCUGCCCCACUCGGUUGCCAACUUUUCGCCCGUCUAUGCCAAAGCCUCGGCGGCGACUCCGCCCCAAGGGCCCGCCCCAUUGGCCGCCGCCUUUGUGACGUCACUGCAUGCAGCCCCACCCCUCCUCCCGUCCCUUCCCGGGGCUGCCCGCUCCCUCCUCCUCUUAGUUAGUCCGAAGCCGACUAUAGAGCAAUAAUGCGCACUGCAUGCGAAGCUGCCGCCGCCUCUAGUUACUGAGAAUCAGGUAUCCCCCGCCCUCCUGCCCCAUAGGCCCCUAGAUCAGGGAUGCUGCGCGGGGCCGGACGCGCAGCCUUUCUCCCCCUCCCUGCCCCCACCCCCCACGGCAGAGCCCGGCGGUGUAAUGGUGUCAGGGGGUUCCCCCAGGACCCCUCCUUCAGUUGUUCAUCACCCACUGAGCGGGCAUUGGGUCCCUCCUAUGUGCCAGGCCCAUUGCCGAGUCUGCCAGGGCCUGGGCGACCUGCGGGGGUGGCCUAUUUGUGACGGGGCCCAGCGCCCUGGGGUGUGCCAGGGACAGUGGUAGAGGCGAAGAGAGAGGCCGGAUCCCUAAACCCAAAUCCGCACCCCACCUUCCCACCCCGGGCCAGUGCUCGGCGCAGUCAGUCUCUGCCUCUGACUGGGGCCUGACUCGGGGCAAACACCAGGCCCCGAGGUUGCCCACAUUGACCCCAGGACUUCCAUGCCCUGGCUCUGCUGGCUCUGCCCGUGGGGACAGGGCCCCAGGCCAACCGGAAAGGUGCAGGCUGGUGCCUAGGACUUGGUCAGCCCCAUCCCUGAGGGCCCCAGCCCCGCUGCCGCCCAGCUGCCUUCGCAGGCGCCCACCCGAGGGCCCAGCAGAGCAGGGCCCACAUCCCCAGCCCCUACAUCCCAGGUCGAUGCCCACACAGCUCCCAAGCUGGGGCCUGCCCGCCUGUGCCGGGCACACUCGCAUGCACAUGCACACACAGGCCUCGCCUCCCCCCACGCCUGUCCACCUACCUAGGGAGAAGGCCGGAGGCAGUGGCCGCCAGAGCCUCCUGCUC
Molecule: messenger RNA, 3525 nt
Organism: Myotis myotis
Lineage: Eukaryota; Metazoa; Chordata; Mammalia; Chiroptera; Vespertilionidae
Gene: SCRT1
Product: scratch family transcriptional repressor 1
Exons: 2
Coding region: 347-1414 (355 amino acids)
Biological process (GO): regulation of DNA-templated transcription
Molecular function (GO): RNA polymerase II cis-regulatory region sequence-specific DNA binding; DNA-binding transcription factor activity, RNA polymerase II-specific
Source: RefSeq, a predicted model, not a curated record